Molecule: messenger RNA, 4062 nt
Organism: Penicillium brasilianum
Lineage: Eukaryota; Fungi; Ascomycota; Eurotiomycetes; Eurotiales; Aspergillaceae
Source: the annotation of a GenBank genome assembly
AUGAAUCGAGGAUACCAACUUGGCGUUGACGUUGGCGGUACCUUCACCGAUGUAUAUGUCCUCACUCCUCAGGGUCAAACCGUCCGAGCUAAAGUCCCAACCACAAUCCCAGACCAAAGCAUUGGUAUUCAAAAUGGCAUCAAGAAAGCACGAGAAAUCCUAAAAGUCCAAUUCAACUGGUCUGGAAAGUUCCAGUUCAUUCACCAUGGCACUACGACAGGCACCAAUGCUGUCCUAGAGGGCAAAGGCGCCCGUACUGCGCUCGUGGCCACAGCUGGCCACAAAGAUAUUCUGGCUCUGCGUCGCUCUCAAAUCCCCGGUGGUCUGGGCGCCUGGUUACACUUUACUCCGCCAGAGCCUAUCGUGCCUCUCGAACGGGUAGUGCAAUGCAAGGAGCGGAUGUCAGUGCAUGGAGAGCCGGUUAAGGCGGUGGAUGUUGAGGAUCUUCGACAGAGUCUCCGAGUGUUAAGAGGACAAAACCCCGAGGCUGUUGCCGUAUCACUGUUGAAUUCCUACAGUAAUGCCUCCCACGAACGUGUGGUUGAGAAAAUUAUCCACGAGGAGCUGGGCUCCAAUGUGGCCGUGAUCUGUUCUGCCGAUGUAUUGCCCGAGGUGGGCGAGUACGAACGCACGGUGACAACCUGCACAAAUGCGCUCGUCAAGCCGGUAGUCCAGACAUAUCUUCGGAAUCUGGCUGAUAAGCUCACCGUGGAAAGUGAUACUAUCCGGGUACUCAAGAGCGACGGUGGCUUAACUAGCUUGGUGCUGGCCGGGGAAUUACCCGUCACAAUUCUCAUGUCGGGUCCAGCUGGAGGAGUGACUGGAGUGGCGGACGUGGUGGCUCGUGGUACACCGUACAAGAGUCUGAUCACUCUGGAUAUGGGUGGCACCUCGACAGAUUGCGCUUUGAUUUAUAACGGCCAACCUCAGCUACGACGGGAAACUACCAUCGACAACCUGUCUGUUCGCUCUCCUGCCGUGGAUAUUCACACCGUUGGAGCCGGUGGAGGCUCGAUUGCGACAUAUGUGGAGCUCACAGAGACGUUGCGAGUGGGCCCUGAAAGUGCAGGCGCAUCACCAGGACCUGCAUGCUAUGGAAAUAAUGGGACUCAGGCAACGGUGACGGAUGCAAAUCUUGUUUUGGGAUAUUUGCCAAAAACCUUGUUGGGAGGAGAUUUUAUGUUGGACAUGAAGGCUGCAAUUGCCGCUGUUGAGAACAUCGCGUCGCAAAUUAAUCUCCCAGUCUCCCAAGUCGCAGAGGAUAUCAUCGCUCUCACCAACGAAACCAUUUACGGGGCACUGCGUCUCGUCUCCGUGGAGCAGGGGUAUGACCCUCGAGAAUUUGCUCUGGUGGCUUUCGGAGGCGCUGGACCCCUGCAUGCAAAUGCUGUUGGUGAAUUGCUUGGGGCAUGGCCAGUAAUCAUCCCGCCUUCACCGGGCAUUCUGUGCGCGCAGGGCGAUGUGACUACUAAGAUGACACUCGAGAAAUCUGCCACCUUCAUUCGAUUAGUGUCUGAAACAACCGCAACCACAGUCCGAGACCAGUAUUCUACAUUGGAGAAGCAUGGCCGGGAAACCCUUGAAAGAUCAACAAGUACAUCGUGGUCCAUCACAUGGAAGGCACAAUAUCAGGCCGAUCUGAGGUACAAAGGCCAGGCGUUGACAAUCACGGUCAAUCUGGAGGCAGAAGAGCUAGCUCUCAGCACUGCAGAGUGGCACAAUGUGUUGCGGGAGAAGUUUGACCGCCAGCACCAGCAGCUUUUCACGUACUGCCUACCGAACUUUGAAUUGGAGUUGAUACGGCUGGGAGUUAUUCUGAUUGAUGACUCGCCUGUCGUUGCUACUCCACACAUCGAAAAAGCGUUGUCUAGUGAACCAGCUCCGACAGCAAAGCUUGGGGAGCAGACCAUCAUCGUACAAGGCCAGCCGCAAAAGGCUAUACUCUGGGAUCGCUCAAAGAUCAGUCAGGAGGGUGUCCGGUUGAAUGGGCCAUGCAUCAUCACAGAGAUGGAUAGCAAUACAUUGGUUCUGCCCGGCUACUAUGGAGAGAUCGAUAGCGUGGGGAAUAUCCUGAUCAACCCAUCAGAUAAGUCUGCGGAUGCGACCAGUCAUACAACCCAGUCUGCUAGUGAUCUCGUCAAAAGCACCCCUUUAAUUCCCACCUUGAUCUCUGCUGCCCUCGCCUCUAUCAGAGGCGAGAUGGAUAAGAUGAUGCUACGGUGCAGCAUGUCGCCAGCUAUUCGGGAGCAACAAGACGAAUUCAAUGUUAUUACAAACAGUAAGGGACAAAUGCUGGUUGGCCAGUUUGGCAGUUUCAUCACCCAGUUCCUCGAAAUUUGGAAAGGAACCAUCGAGGAAGGCGAUGUAUUCAUCACCAAUGACACCUACCAGGUGCAAGGUGCCAUCAGCCAUCUGAAUGAUGUUAUUGUUUUGUUGCCUAUCUUUUAUGAGCAUAGAAUCAUUGGCUGGGCUUCGCAAUUCGGCCACCUGACAGACGUCGGUGGUAUUGUUCCCGGAAGCAUGUCUAUUAACGCCACCUCCGUGUUCGACGACGGUGUCCAAAUUCCCUGCCUCAAACUGUACAGUCGCGAUGUCAUGAACUCCGAUUUAGUGGAGCUUCUGUGCAGAAAUUCUCGUCAGCCAGAUUGGUACCGUUCGGAUCUAACAGCCAUCGUCGCAGCAUGUUCAAUGGCUGCUAGAAGAGUUUGCGAACUGGCUACCCGUUUCGGCUGUGAAGUUUAUCUGGCUGCCUCAGAUGAGCUAUUGCACCGGAACCGUGCUGGACUGGCAAAGAUCAUUGAACGACAGUUUGACGACAAGGAGAGCAAUUUCACGGACUUUGUUGACGAUGAUGGUCACGGAGUUGGACCUUGGGCUCUCUGCUGCUCUAUGAAGAAGAUUGACGGUCACCGGCUGCGGUUUGACUGGCACGGCACUUCUCCGCAAAGUCAACACAGUAUCAAUUUCUAUCUCUCGGAGACUAUGUUCAAGAUGUUCAUCGGGUAUUAUCUCAUUGCGGCUGCUGCCCCGGGUACAGUCAUCAAUGAUGGAUUCCACGACCUUAUCGAUGUCCAUAUUCCUGGAGGCACUGUACUCAAACCCGUCAGGCCCGCGCCAAUUUCUUGUCGUACACAUCUCAUGGGUCGUACCUUGGAUAUUAUUCAAGCCCUGAUCGGUCAGAAAAACGAAGCAUACCAGGCUGCAGCAGGAUUCAGUGACUCUCCACACUUUUUCUAUUCCGGCUUCAAGCCUGACGGCGAAUGGUUCCAGCUUUACCAGAUCGGAUUCGGGGGUGUCCCUGCCCGCCAGGCUGGAGACGGUCCUGAUUGUCACUGCCUUUUCCCUGCAAUCAAGUCCAUCCCCACAGAAAGCAUUGAGCUCAAUUAUCCAUUGCGUAUUGAAGCAAAUGAAAGCGUCGCCGACAGCGGCGGUCCAGGUUUCUACCGUGGCGGAAACGCCCAACGCACUGAAUAUCGUUUUUUGUGCCGUGGUGAAUUCAGUCUCCACGAUGAUCGGUGGUUUACCAAGCCAUGGGGUCUGAAGGGAGGAAAACCAGGCCAGAGAUCACGAAAGACCUUAUACCGGUACUCAAAGUCAGCUGAAAAUCCACCCAUUGAGACUCUUCCCUCGAAAUGCGACCAUAUUCGCGUUGACGUUGGUGAUCUUCUCGAGUGGGUGACUUGGGGUGGAGGCGGGCUGGGCGAUCCUUUGACACGACCUGCCGAAAAGGUCGCACUCGAAGUCCAUCGAAAGCUUGUUACGUUCGAUGGAGCACGCACGGAGUAUGGUGUCGUCGUGAAUAGCGACUAUACCGUAGACUGUGCGGCAACUGAACAGCUACGCGCCAGGAUGCAGAUGGAGCGUGCUCAGUUGGGCGAGCUUCCGGUUUACGAUCGCGGUGGAAGUAUCGAGGAGUUGCAGGAAAAAUGCCUUGAAGAGACAGGACUUGCUCCCCCUUCACCUCAAUGGGAAGUCGAGCUGUAUGGGCCGCAUUCAGGGAAGGAGUAUGUCAAGACGUGGUACGCCGAUAUGAAAGUUCAGAAAGGGUGGAAGAUCGAUUAG